AUGCUUGCAGAGUCCACGAAUUAUGCUAUAGGCGAUACAGAAUCAGAAGAUUCUGACCCUGAAGAUGAGCACACCUCAGAGCCAGAAUCAGAGUCUGAAAAUACACCAAGUCCGGAACCUCAGACUUCAUCGUCUCAGCCUAGCCCUAAAAAUGAUGACUAUAACCCUUUCAAGGGACAAAUAGCAGAAAUUGAUUCAAUGUUAGCUGGUCCAUCAUCAAUAUGCGAAAAAUUUAGCAAAGUGCCAAGUCCGAAGCAGGCCGAAGAUGCUUUGCAUAAUAGU
Molecule: messenger RNA, 282 nt
Organism: Funneliformis mosseae
Lineage: Eukaryota; Fungi; Glomeromycota; Glomeromycetes; Glomerales; Glomeraceae
Source: the annotation of a GenBank genome assembly